GUCCCCCCAACUUUUGAUUGCCUCCUCUUUAUCCUCCAAAGUUUUCUUGAUUUUACACUCACUCCCCACUCUUCCCGUCCAAUCUCCUGAAAAAUUCUUCUUUUUUUUUUUUUGCCCUCAAUCAACAAUUUUACAGAAAUGGGCUACAUUUAUGAAAUCUGAAUCUGAAAUCACCACAAUUUCAAUUUUCUUUUUUUUGUGGAUUUGAGGAAUUGUUAGAUUUUUUCGGCUAUAAAUUUGGGAAUGGCGACUCCAUUGACGACGGCUGGGGUGCAAACCGGCGGGGUUGGAAUGGGCCCGGGAAUGGGCCAGAAAACGGAAAUUGAUCGGAAUGGGACGGUGAACCGGCUGCUGAAUAGCUCGGCUCCAAUUCGGAUUUUUCUUUUCUUCCAUAAGGCGAUUCGGGCCGAGCUGGAUGGACUUCACAGGGCCGCCAUGAGCUUUGCUACCAAUGUUAAUUGUGACGCUCACAACGAUAUCAAACCUUUGCUGGAACGAUACUAUUUCUUUAGGUCCAUCUAUAAGCACCAUUGCAAUGCUGAAGAUGAGGUUAUCUUUCCUGCACUUGAUAUCCGCGUAAAAAAUGUGGCCCGAACUUAUUCUCUUGAGCAUGAGGGAGAAAGUGUUCUUUUUGAUCAGCUAUUUGGAUUGCUAGACUCGUAUAAGGAAAAUGAGGAUAGCUACAAAAGAGAGCUGGCUUCUUGCACGGGAGCGCUGCGGACUUCAAUCAGCCAGCACAUGUCCAAGGAAGAGGAACAGGUCUUUCCAUUGCUCAUUGAGAAAUUUACAUUUGAGGAGCAAGCUUCAUUGGCGUGGCAAUUUUUAUGCAGCAUUCCUGUUAACAUGAUGGCAGAAUUUCUUCCGUGGCUUUCAUCCUCUAUUUCAGCUGAUGAGCGUCAAGGGAUGCGUAAAUGCUUGUACAAAAUAAUCCCAGAGGAAGAACUUCUUCAAAAGGUGAGUGGACUUCUGCUUGAGAGAUGCUAGAAAUGUUUUCAUCUCAUUGUAAUACCACUUUAUGAAUUAUUUCCACACAGAUAAUAUUCACGUGGAUGGAUGGUGUGAAAGUUGAUAAGAAACGUAAAAGUUGUGGCAAUAUUCCAGUAUUCCAGGGUGGUACCAAUUGUGUGGCUUCAGUUAAUGAUAGUGCGAAGAGAUCAUGUGCAUGUGCAUCGCCAAGCAUGGAAAAAGGCGAUUCUUGCCUGCCGAACUCUGAUGUCAUUGGUCAUCCAAUAGAUGAGAUAUUGCAUUGGCAUAAAACUAUCCGGAAGGAGUUAAAUGACAUAGCUGAAGCUGCAAGAACAAUAACAUCAUCUGGAGAUUUUUCUAAUUGGGCUGCUUUCAAUAAGAGGUUACAGUUCAUUGCCGAGGUGUGCAUCUUUCACAGCAUAGCUGAGGACAAAGUUAUAUUUCCUGCUGUAGAUUCUGGGCUGUCUUUUGCUAAAGAACAUGCAGAAGAAGAAAGUGAAUUUGAGAGAUUUAGAUACUUGAUGGAAAGUAUUGAAAGUGCCAGUGCCAACUCCACUUCUGCGGAAUAUUGUUUGAGUUUAUGCUCGCAUGCUGAUCGUGUAAUGCAGACCAUAACCAAUCACUUCCAGAAUGAGGAAACUCAGGUUCUUCCACUUCUAAGAAAGAAUUUUAGCCAUGAACUGCAGCGAAAGCUUCUAUACCAGAGCUUAUGUGUUAUGCCUCUCAGAGUAAUUGAAUCUGUAUUGCCGUGGCUGGUAGGAUCUCUUACUGAAGAGGAAGCAAGGUCUUUUCUUCAAAACAUGCAGAUGGCAGGUCCUGCAUCAGACUCGGCACUAGUUACCUUAUUCACUGGCUGGGCGUGUAAAGGUCGUCCAAGGGGCGUUUGCUUGUCAGCAGGUGUAAAUGGUUGUUGUGCUUCAAAAGUCCGUGCAAGAUCACCAAAGGAGUUCACUGGAUGUGCUUGUGCCUGCUCUAGGUCAAGCAUCAAGGUUCAAAAUACUCCAUUGGUUCACUCUGGUGGUAGUGAAAUGCCAAUGGAGUCCGGAAACUCAUUGUUGUUCAAAGAAAGCAUUGUUUCCAAUCCUUCAAAAGCAGGAGAGUCACAGAAAGCAUCUCUCAGUAACCAAUCAUGUAGGGUGCCUGGUUUAGGAGUGAACAACAACAAUCUGGGGACAGGUUGUCUUGCUGCUGCGAAAUCUUUACGAUCCUUGUCUUUUGGUCCGAGUGCUCCUUCACUUAGUUCUUGUCUCUUCAACUGGGAAACAGAAACCAGUUCAAAUGAUUGUGGGUCUGAAACAAGACCAAUAGAUACCAUAUUCAAGUUUCACAAAGCCAUCAGGAAAGAUUUGGAGUUUCUGGAUGUUGAAUCUGCAAAACUUGGUGAUUGUAGUGAAAGCUUCAUCAGGCAAUUUAAUGGAAGAUUUCGUCUCUUGUGGGGGCUGUACCGAGCUCACAGUAAUGCUGAGGAUGACAUUGUCUUUCCAGCUUUAGAAUCAAGGGAGACUCUGCAUAAUGUCAGUCACUCUUAUAUGUUGGACCAUAAGCAGGAAGAAAAGCUAUUUGAGGAUAUAUCUUCUACACUUGAUAAGCUGUCCAUAGUCAGUGAAAAUUUGAAGAACAAAAGUAAGGUAGGAGACCAAAAUAUAGGAGAUUUUAAUUCCUCCUAUUCAUAUGGUGAUUUGAGAGAAUAUAGUGAGCUGGCAACCAAGGUACAGAGCAUGUGCAAAUCAAUUAGAGUAACAUUGGAUCUGCAUGUCAAACGUGAAGAAGUUGAGCUCUGGCCACUAUUUGAGAGGCAUUUUUCUGUCGAGGAACAGGACAAACUCGUUGGUCGCAUUAUUGGUACCACAGGAGCAGAAGUGCUUCAGUCAAUGUUGCCGUGGGUAACAUCUGCUCUUACUCAGGAAGAGCAAAAUAAAAUGAUCGACACGUGGAAGCAAGCCACCAAGAACACAAUGUUCAGUGAGUGGCUAAACGAAUGGUGGGAAGGGACUUCAAUUGCAUCAACAUCAAACAAUGUGAGCUAUGAUAUGCAUGAGUCAGUGGACCAGAGUGAUUUCACUUUCAAGCCUGGGUGGAAGGAUAUUUUCCGAAUGAAUCAGAAUGAGCUUGAGUCUGAGAUUAGAAAGGUCUCUAGGGAUUCUUCCCUUGAUCCAAGAAGAAAAGCCUACCUUAUUCAAAAUCUUAUGACCAGCCGUUGGAUUGCUGCCCAGCAGAAGUUGCCCCAGAUAAGAAUAAAGGAGAAUUCGGAUGAUGUGAAUGUAGCUGGAUGUUCACCGUCAUUUCGCAACCCAGACAAAACUGUUUAUGGAUGUGAACAUUACAAAAGAAAUUGUAAGCUCCGUGCAGCUUGUUGUGGAAAGUUAUUCACUUGUAGAUUCUGCCAUGACAAUGUCAGUGACCAUUCCAUGGAGAGAAAGGCAACAUCUGAAAUGAUGUGCAUGAAGUGCCUGAAAAUUCAACCUGUUGGGCCCACUUGCGCUACUCCUUCUUGCAAGGGAUUCUCGAUGGCAAAAUACUAUUGUAGCAGCUGCAAGUUUUUUGAUGAUGAAAGGACAGUUUACCAUUGCCCCUCUUGCAACUUAUGCCGCCUUGGGAGUGGACUUGGCAUUGACUUCUUCCAUUGCAUGACCUGCAACUGUUGCCUGGGAAUGAAACUAAUGGACCACAAGUGCAGGGAGAAAGGGCUGGAGACUAAUUGCCCUAUAUGCUGCGACUUUUUGUUCACAUCCAGUGAGACUGUCAGAUCUCUACCUUGUGGCCACUUCAUGCAUUCUGCUUGCUUUCAGGCAUAUGCUCGCACACACUACAUCUGCCCUAUCUGUAGCAAAUCAAUGGGAGACAUGUCGGUUUACUUUGGGAUGCUUGAUGCUUUAAUGGCUUCUGAGAUUCUCCCUGAAGAAUACAGGGGCCGCUGUCAAGACAUUUUGUGCAAUGAUUGUGGUUUGAAAGGAUCGGCCCCAUUCCAUUGGCUGUACCACAAGUGCAGCUUCUGUGGAUCCUACAAUACGAGGGUGAUCAAGACAAGGGGGAUUCGUGUUGGUGGAAGAUUCAAGUACUUGUGGAAAUUCGGGAGAGCGGAAAUAAGACGAAAGGAGGGAAGGUACUGUAGAAGUGGUAGGACGAAUAAGUAUAAGGUUUGUGGUAACGAAUUUAAGGGAAUGGCUGGUUCAAAAAUGGAGGGGCCAUCGGCUCCAGCGUUGAGAAGAGACCCAUAUGAGGUAUUAUCCGUAUCCAGGGAUUCUUCUGAUCAAGAAAUCAAAACUGCCUACCGGAAGCUUGCUCUCAAGUACCACCCUGAUAAAAAUGCUAGCAAUCCUGAGGCGUCAGAACUCUUCAAGGAAGUUGCAUAUUCAUAUAGCAUUUUAUCUGACCCAGAAAAGAGGAGGCAAUAUGACAGUUCAGGAUUUGAGGCACUUGACGCUGAUGGAAUGGAUAUGGAAAUAGAUCUAUCCAACCUUGGAACUGUCAACACAAUGUUUGCCGCAUUGUUUAGCAAGUUGGGUGUUCCUAUCAAGACAACAAUUUCUGCCAAUGUCCUUGAAGAAGCAUUAAAUGGGACUGUCACAGUGAGGCCACUACCGAUUGGAACCUCUGUUAGUGGCAAGGUAGAAAAGCAGUGUGCGCACUUUUUUGGUGUAACUAUUAGCGAUGAGCAAGCUGAGUCUGGAAUAGUAGUUAGAGUAACUUCCGCUGCACAAAGCAAAUUUAAGCUUUUAUAUUUUGAGCACGAUGCCAAUGGAGGCUACGGACUGGCAUUGCAGGAAGAUAGUGAGAAGACAGGCAAGGUGACAUCUGCUGGGAUGUAUUUCUUGCAUUUUCAAGUGUACAGAAUGGAUACCACAGUAAAUGCGUUGGCAAUGGCUAAAGAUCCCGAAGCUGCAUUUUUCAAAAGAUUGGAAGGCCUUCAGCCUUGUGAGGUCUCAGAACUAAAAGCUGGCACUCACAUAUUCGCUGUUUAUGGGGAUAAUUUCUUCAAACCUGCUACAUAUACGAUAGAGGCUCUUUGUGCGAAGUCAUUUGAGGAAACAACAAACAAAUUAAAGGAUAUUGAAUCUCAGAUUUUGAGAAAGAGAAAUGAGCUACGCCAGUUUGAGACCGAAUACAGGAAGGCAUUGGCACGCUUCCAAGAGGUGACCAAUAGGUACAGCCAGGAAAAGCAAACAGUUGAUGAACUGCUCAAACAGAGAGACACAAUUCAUUCUUCUUUCACUGUUGUAAGAUCCAUAGUUACUGCUGGUGGUAGUGGUCAUUUUAGUAAUGGAAGCAGUAGCAAAAUUCCAUCAGAUGAUUUUAGGGCAGAGAGCCCAGGAGAUGAUAGCAGCUCCGAGUCUAAGGACAAGUCCAAGAAGAAAUGGUUCAAUCUGAACCUCAAGGGAUCUGAUAAAAAGGUCUGA
Molecule: messenger RNA, 5363 nt
Organism: Oldenlandia corymbosa var. corymbosa
Lineage: Eukaryota; Viridiplantae; Streptophyta; Magnoliopsida; Gentianales; Rubiaceae
Source: the annotation of a GenBank genome assembly